This is a messenger RNA of Mycena citricolor, 7701 nucleotides long. NCBI's taxonomy places the organism in Eukaryota, Fungi, Basidiomycota, Agaricomycetes, Agaricales, Mycenaceae. The record is from the annotation of a GenBank genome assembly.
AUGUUCUCGACUACGGAGGCUCAGUCCGCCGUGAGCGGAUCACGUGAUAACCAAUCGCGUUCCCGUGAUGCGAGUGACCAGGGGCUCGGCACGUACUCCCGACACUCAUCUCACCCGAAUUGCGCAGAAAGAUGGACGAGCCGUUCUCAUUUGUACCUCGCAAGAUAUCUCAAAAAAUCUCCAAGCCACCCCCUCCGACUGCCUCUCAAUCCUCCGCACCGAAGGCCGAAUUCUUACUCCCGAACACGAGAGAAUACCGAGACGGGCGGCUCGAAGGGUCUGCAGCUACAUCUGCAAUCAAUGAAAGACCGAAAGUGGUCUAUUCGGAGGAAGACUAUAAAAUCAUGUUAUGCCUUUCCGUUUCGCAGUUUGCGCUCUUCCGCGACCCUGGUCUGCGGCGGCUGGUGCAUCAGAGUACUCGCGACGGCUUUUUCCCACUGAACGUUCUCUUCACACAUCCGUGUAUACUCAAGUACGCGCACGAGCCUGAAAUGGCUGUUGUGAAAGCCCUUCGGUCUCGGGGAACGGAUAUCGUCGACGUGCGGAUGAAUCUAGCUGACUCGAAAGCCCGUGGGAAUUUCGAGGUGAAACCCAAGUUUUGGGAGGAAGGCGAUGAUGCGUGCGUAUUUACUCGGGACGACUGGGAGGGGAGAACAGUCUAUGUCGAAAAUAUCCCGGUCGCAUAUCGAACGUUCCCGUCUGCAGUGAGAUUUGUGUCUGCACUGCUGCCACCCGGACCGUCUAUAUACACGCGGAUCCAGGGCAUGUCCAUCCCUCCACAUCAUGCCGACGAUGAAGACACCGAGCCGACUCCGAAGCCGUUUGCGCUGAUCACAUUUUCCGAGAUCGAUGAGGCGGAGGCACUGGUCAAAGCUUGGCCGUGGCAGCGCGAUCUUUCCCGAGUUGAAGAGAGUUCGAAUGCUGCUGAAGCAGUGAAGUUCGGGUUCCGGGCGCUAUCGAAAAGGAGGUGGGAUGAGCUAAAUGCUGAAUAUCUCGUGUAUCGGGCCAGCUUGCUCCAAACCACGAACUCCCAGACGACGAAAUCUGACGCAGUCAUCGAAUUAACGAAACCCCUCCAACCUGGGAAAGAAAUUCCACCGCGAAUAGUUUCUGCAUCGGCAUCAGCGUCGGCCGCACCAGCCUGGUAUCCCCAAAAUUGUCUGGUUUUCCUGCGGAAUAUCCAUCCCGAUACCAACAAGACGACGCUCCGAAAGUUGUUCCUGACGACUGUCGAGUCGAAAGACGCGCUCGACUACGUAGAUUUCAAUAAAAACAUGGACUCUUGCUAUCUACGACUCAUCAACCCCGAUAAUGCGCGCGCCUUGGUUGAGCACUUCACCGCAAAGCGAACCGUUCAAACAACCGGGCUAGACGAAUUGGGGAGCAGCGAGGCAGACGGCAAGGCGAUCGUUGCGGAACUGGUGCAAGGCACGCGGGAGGAGAUAUACUGGGAGAAGGUACCUGAGAAAGUGCGCUUGGCUGCGGUGCAGCGAGCGAACGGCCAGAGUUCAGACCCGGUUAGGGAUACUGGUGAGCGCAGGGAAGAUGGAGGCAGGCAGUGGAAGAAGCAGAAGAGAUGAUAACUCGCUUUUUUCUGCGGUGUUGAAUAAAAGCCUUGGAAAUGCAAGCUGCGUCUCCCUUUCGUUUCACUCAGCUCAUGAUCAUAACUGGGAUUUAUCUUGGACGACCAAAUAUGUGCCAGGUAGUCACUAUCCAGCGAGGGGUGAUUGAGGCAGCUUCCCUUUACCAAUCCGCUUGGAAUACAAUCGCCCGCCGCCUUCGUAGCAAUGGCUCACAUUUAAGAUGGGAGACAGUCACUUGCGAUCGAAACAAUCUAGAUGCCUCGACGUGUCCAUCCUGUUGCGACUUGACCACGCCGAACAAAUGACUACGACUGCUAUUGAGAAAGAUGCUCACAUCUCACGAGUGCAAUCUUUAUCGUGCCUCGGCACAAUUCAAUUGAGUUACGGGUAACUGGCUCAAAGCUGUUACUAUCGCAACUCGUCGUUCUCGAUUGUGCAGCUCCGCGAAUCUUAAACUAGUUGAGUACGGCCGACUAGCAGUUGAGAUGCGCAUGCCUGCUAUAUGGUCGCAGCAAACCUUCAGAAUAAUUGCUAUGACAAAGUCAAUAAUGACCUACUUACUGAUUGUAGCUGGCGAGCACUUAUCUCAGAUCUGGAACAACCAAACAGCAUCAGACGAAGAUCACAGCGCACUCUUGAUCGACGAUGCCUUGCGGGGAUGGUAUUUCGAGGAUCUGAUAUUUUACUUUUGCGAGGAAAGAGUAUAAAUGGAUGGGAGACGCGAGUGUAUUUCUCACCAAUCCUUUCUUCGGUCGCCUCCAGAUACUGCGUGGUAUGUGCUCGGCUAUCAUUCACGGCAGUCGCAUCAAAGCUCACCCACCUGGCAGUCUGUUCGAUUUCAAACAGCCCUUUCAACUUCAUUAUCGUACCCUCUUCUAAACACUCGUCAUGCUCUCGACUCUCCUUGUCUCGACCCUGCUUCUCGCUACGUCUGCGCCAGCCGCGCGGGCAGCACCAGUUCCUCCCGCAGGCGGCCUCGCGCACCUCAUCGCAGCCGCAGAAGCCGAGAUCGCACAUGCCGCGGCCGCAGCGCUCGCCGGGAGCACGAAGCACGGCGCCGCCAACAUCAAAGGCGUGGCUAAAGGUUUGCGAGAACUGUCCGCGCUCGGCCUGCCCAAGGUCGGCGGGAGCAAGGCGAGCGACGGGAUCGCGCAGAUUAUAGCCGCUGGAGAGGCCUCUAUCGCGCAAAACAUAGCCGCAGCGCUUGCGGGAUUCGAGAAAACCGGCGCAGCCAAUAUCAAGGGAGCGGCUAAGGGUCUCAGAGAUGUGCCGGUGGACGAGCUGGAUUGACACGGGCGUCGCAAAUCAGUGGAAUGUCAUCAGUAGAAGUAGUCAGCUGCAAUGAGGCUGGUUGAACAGAAAGGCCGUCUCUUCAUUUCGUGGCGCAGAUCCGCGAGUUCUCCCGAGAACGAAAAGAACGUCCUCACGGCUGCUGAUUAUUUCGGCAAGCAGUGCAGCGAGUCUCGGCAUCUGAUCCCGAGAGCGUAAAGAACGCUCCAGAAGUCUCGCAACCCUGGCCCAGAACUUCUUCUCUGUCAUCCGACCGCUCUUCGUGUAGUAGGCGUGCACGAGAAAACAAUUGCGAGGAGGUCCCAAAGCCUCAUUAUGCAAUGACGAACGACCCCAAACUCCCAGGUGGACCCGUCACGGGUAGUAGACCGUGGGACCCUGAGGCGCUAAAUGCUGUAGGUGGGCUUUAUAAUGCAUUUUAUCUUAUCUUAUCGCUAAAAUGAACUCUGAUCUGUCAAUGACGACGCUGAUCGGCACGGCAUGCAGCAUGACGAAGAUUCAGUCUUAGUAACUUAGCAAAUACCUUCCCAAUUUUCCUCCCUCCCUGUAAAUCCACCGAGGUGCGAUCCUGACCAAUCGUCGAUCAGACUCGUUCACACCGAAGCAGGCCGGCCUUCAUGCUCCUAUCGACGCGAUGUGUCCAGGCGCUAAGGUUCCACAUAAGUAGUCGCCGGAUUCGAUCGUUCCACAGACAAUCUCCCCUCUCUCCCUUUUUACUCCCUCGAACUUGAACGAACAACGAAAAUGAGCAUCCCCUCCGUUUGCAAGCAAUACGUCCUUCCCAAGACUGGCUCGAUCGACAACCUCAUCAUCACCGAGACGUCUGUCCCCCAGCCCAAGGCGGGCGAGAUCCUCCUCAAGGCGCACGCCGUAUCUGUCCAAUUCCGCGACCUCAUGGUGAUCAACAACACGUACCCUGGCGGCUGUAUUCCAGACCUGGUACCGUGUUCGGAUGUCGCGGGCGAGAUCGUGGCGCUCGGCCCUGGCGUGACGGACUUCAAGAUCGGGGACCGCGUCAGUCCCAACUUCGUGGACACGCUGCAUGGAGACGUUAUCACGACGGAUUUGAAGGCCAGCGCGCUUGGCGCGCCGGUGCAUGGCACGUUGACGGAGUACCGGACGUACCCUACGCACACGCUGGUGAAGAUCCCCGAUCACUUGUCGUAUGAGGAGGCAUCGACCCUUCCAUGCGCUGCUGUGACUGCAUACAACGCCCUCAUGGGCGGGUUCUCACCACUCAAAGCCGGCGACUCGAUUCUCGUCCUCGGCACUGGAAGCGUUUCGACGUUCGCGCUGCAGAUCGGCGUCGCAUCCGGCGCGAGCGUCAUCGUGACCUCCUCGUCCGACGAGAAGCUGCAGGUCGCAAAACGCCUCGGGGCCGCGCACGUUAUCAACUACAAGACGACACCCGCCUGGGAGGAGGAGGUGAUGAGGCUGACGAACGGCCGUGGCGUGGACCAAGUCGUCGAGGUUGGUGGCGAGGCGACCCUGGGCAAGAGCAUCGCGUCUGUGCGCAUGGGAGGCUCGGUUACCGUGAUGGGCGGUCUGGCUGGAGCUCCUGGCCAAGCCCCCGUGUCCAUCAUUCCGUCCGCACUCUUCAAGUCCCUGAAACUCCGGGGCAUCUACGUCGGCUCCGUCGAGCAGUUCAAAAAUCUUGGUAGGCUGAUGGCGGCCAACCCUGAAGUUACGCGGCCUUUGAUCGACAAGGUCUUCCCAUUCGAGCAGGCGAAAGAGGCGUUCAAGCGCUUGAGCGGCCAGGCUCACAUUGGCAAGGUGGUUAUCAAGAUGGCGGUCGAGAUUCCAUCCCGCCGACACAAGACUAAAAGGCCUGAAAAAGGUAUCGCGAGCACAGACACAAAAUCGACUGCAGACGCGUCCUUUGCGGACGGGUCGGACUUCAUCGCGUUGGGGCCCGUAUCCGACGAGGAUGAAGAGGAUGCAGCUCGCGACUCGCACUCCAGACGCGACAGGAAGGGGAAGGAGAGAGAGAGAGAGCAGUUUGGGGAUGAAGACGGCGGUGGCAGUCGGAGAGAACGGCGUGAACCGUCGACAUCUCCCCCGCCGCUUCCGUCCGGGAGUCGAGGAAGUGCAGAGGGCGCCCGGAAAUACGACCUGGUAUUUGACCCCGAGGAUCGCCCGCCCCCGAGAGGAAGACAGCGCACGGACGCGACCGGGCGCCUAACACCGUGGGUGGACGAUGUAGACUGGGACGUGUGCAAGACACCCUCCGAAAUGUUUCAUCGCGAGGUGAAGGCGUUUGUCAAAUGGAUUGCCCCGACACCGGAGGAAGAUGAAGUCCGGGGACUUGUGUUGCAGCUCAUUACUCGGUGUGUGACGCGGUCCUACGCUGAUGCUCAAGUUUUGCCUUUCGGGAGCUACGCGACCAAGCUCUAUCUACCACUUGGCGACAUCGAUUUGGUCAUCCGCUCUCCAUCCAUGGCGUACCACAACCCGAAGACGGUCCUUCAUUCUCUCGCUGCCACCAUCAGGAACAGCGGGCUGACACACAAGGUGCAAGUCAUCGCGAAAGCCAAAGUGCCUAUCAUCAAAUUCGUGACGACAGGCGAGUAUGGGCGUCUGAACGUCGACAUCAGCAUCAACCAGGAGAACGGCCUCGUUGCGGGGGAGAUGAUCAACUCGUUUUUGCGCGAGAUCCGGGGCGGAGGGGCCGCGGCCCGCAACGACUGUCUGGCACUCCGAGCACUUGUGCUCAUGACGAAGCUGUUCUUGUCCCAGCGAGGGAUGAACGAAGUGUUCACGGGCGGACUCGGGUCUUACGCGAUUGUCUGCCUGGUCAUCUCGUUUCUGCAGAUGCACCCGCAGAUCCGGUUCGGGCUCAUCGAUCCAGAUGAGAAUCUGGGCGUGCUGGUGAUGGAGUUUUUCGAGCUUUAUGGGACGAGAUUCAACUAUGACGACGUCGGCAUCUCCGUUCGGGAAGGCGGCGCCUAUUUCUCGAAGCGCCAGCGAGGAUGGGAUUUCCGGAACGGACAGAAACGGAAUGGUAUGCUGUCGAUUGAAGACCGGGGGAUCCAUGUGCGUCUAUUGGGGGUUCCCGUGAAAGUCAGCAUCUCUUAUCGCUUUCCAGUCAACGACAUCUCGGCUGGCUCGUACAACUUUCCUAACGUCCGACGACAUCUGGGCGGUGCCCACGAAGUCCUCACGGCCACCAUCUACUUGCGUGCGGGUAUCGUCGAGUCAAGAAAACACGGCCGGGCGCUCAAGCUUCGAGAUCGAUAUGACGCGGAGGAUCUGACUAUCCUUGGGAGCAUCCUUGGUAUCACGCAAGAGACGAUCAACAACCGGACACUCAUUAAGGAGGUGUUCGAUGGCGGCGCUCUCCAUCGGGCAUUAGGUGUGACGAGCAAGAUAGUGCGGCCACCAUCGGAACCCGAGGAAGAGCCUGAGGAGGGAGAGGUACCCCAGAAGAAGAAGAGUCGAAAGAAGAAGAAGAGCAAGAAACCGGUCUCGACUUCGGGUCUCGACUCCGCUGCGGAUCGCUCGAAGGAAUCCAGCGUCAAUGGCACUCGAACACCAGACGAGAACAAGGAGAUCGUUGAGCAGAUUUGGGCCCAGGCUGACCAGAACUCGGAUACGGAUAUCGCCGCACCGCGUGAUGUCGACGAAGGAGGCGGACAAAAGCGGGGAAAUCAUGUGUCGUCUGAGGGGAGAUAUGCAAUCGUGUCGAAGAAACGACGGCGGAACGAGGGCAGUGUUGUGACGUUUACUGCUGCCGCGUCGGACUCUGCCAGUGACGUCGGCAAGGAGGAUGUCGCUCCACCUGCGAAGGACUCUACAAAGCCUCCGAGCAAGCGAGCAGGGAUGAGCCGUGUGUCGAGCUCGAGCUCUGUGUCCUCUGCUACCAAAAGGGAUUACUGGUUAUCUAAGGGAGUGGGACCUUCCAGUCCUGGGGUCUCUCCAUAGCUGCUGUAAUGUUAUCAUUUCGGCCUCAUGUAUUCUUUGCGAGAGCGCAUGCUUUGCGCGACAGCGCGUAGUGAACCACAGCGCGCUGGGUGCACAACUGACUCACGUUCCGUGUGCGUGACAAACUGGUCUCCGGUUUGUUCUCGUGAAUGUCCGAUAAAAAUGUAUAAAUUGAAUGUAUCUGCAUACGGGAGAUACACGUGCUCUUGCAAGUCCCGUGACAAAUUUCUUCCUGUCUCCCGUGCCAUCAUCCAUCACGAGAACUCUUGACGCCCACUGCGCGCACUCAUGAACACCAACGCAUCAACCGCCCUACCACCCAUCGGGACAUCCACUCUCCCGGCCUCUCUCUACGCGUCUCUUCUCCCGAAACUCGUCGCCGUCCUCGAGCUCACGCAAGCACAAACCGAAGCAGAGCACGGCGGACCCCUCACCCCGCAAGCGAAGCAGGCCAUCUUGCACGCGACAAACGACUUCAAGACCACGUUGGCGCGCGCGCGCGAUCUCGCGACGAACCUGCCUGGCGGAGAGCUGCUCAUUCGCGAGCAGGACGACGUGAUCGACAUGCUGGUCGAGUUGAGGGAUCGGAAACGGCAGCAGUUAGCACAGUUCGCGACGCGUACGGAGGCGAUUAGUGAGCGGAGGAGGAUGGACGUGGACUCGAUGGCAUCUACACCCAGUCCCUGAUGCAGGAUGACAGCAAAUAAAAUAGCUAUCUAGUGUAUAGAACCUACUGGAUGAUUCGGACAGGCUCGUCGCCACACGUUGACCGUAGCCAGCUCCUCAGCCGUGAGCUGGUCGGGAUUCGCCGGCGUGGGGGUCGGCGGAUGGGAGUAGUUGCUGUAUGCGCUGCCCGUGGGACUGGAUCGCCCGGAGUCUGGAUCCGCCGGAGACGAGGAUGGAGGCA